Molecule: messenger RNA, 1050 nt
Organism: Coffea arabica (coffee)
Lineage: Eukaryota; Viridiplantae; Streptophyta; Magnoliopsida; Gentianales; Rubiaceae
Source: RefSeq, a predicted model, not a curated record
AUGAGCUUGGAGGGGAUUCUACCUAAGCUAAUAUCGCCUCAGCAGAGUGGUUUCAUGAAGGGUAGACAGAUCUCUGAUAAUAUAUUGCUGGCUCUGGAAAUGUGCUCAGCGUUGGGGAAGAAGGUUAGGGGAUCAAAUGUUGCGCUGAAGUUGGAUAUGGCCAAAGCAUCAUCUCGGGGGUUACGCCAAGGGGACCCAUUAUCCCCGGCCCUAUUUAUCAUUGCGGCUGAGGUCCUUUCGAGGGGCUUGAAUACUUUGGUGGGGGACUUGCAAUUUUCUCCAUACUUUGUUACCCGGGGAUGUCCUCCGUUGACACACCUUGCCUAUGCUGAUGACAUCAUUAUUUUUUGUAAUGGUAGUAAACGUUCAUUAGCAUGUGUUAUGGAGGUAUUGGGCAAAUAUCAGAGGAUCUCAGGACAGUUGGUGAAUGUUUCUAAGAGCUGUUUUUUGGUGGACAAGAAGCGUUUGGGUUCUUGGCGAGGCCGGUGGCUGUCAAUGAGUGCUCGUGCUAUACUCAUUAAGCAUGCGUUGUCCUCAAUCUCGAUUCAUAUUCUGGCGGUAUUGCUUUGGUGGCUGUUUGGAUGUGGACUUUCGCUCUGGGCACAGUUCAUGAGGGCUAGGGGGGAUGUUGCCUUCUGGUGGGAUAAUUGGAGUGGGCUAGAUCCGUUGGCAUGGAGGUUUCCAGAUUUAGCGUCAAACGCUCGGGUUUAUGAUUUUUUGCAUGAGGGCCAAUGGGAUCAUUUGGCCUUGGCUGCCUUCCCUUUAGAGGUCACAGAGUCGGCUGCGGAUUCUUUCUUUUGUUUUGGUAAGAAAUUUUCCUUUCUUAUGUGGAGAUUGUUGCAUGAGCAGCUGCCAGUGGAUGAUGUGUUAGCAAAGUUUCAAGUUCAUGGCCCCUCUAGGUGUCAAUGUUGUUUGCUGCCUCAGUUGGAAACGUUGCAGCAUGUUUUUGCUACUGGGGUGUUAGCAACUGAGGUUUGGGGAUUUUUUGGGCAGUUGCUAGGCGUUGCAACUCCUUCAGUUGCUUGUGUUAGGUCACGAUGCUACAAAUAG